UAGUAAACGCCGCCGCGGCGCCACUGCCUGAGCCAAAAGCACCCCGAAGCGGCGAAGCCUGAAUCCUCAUCCCCUCUCAAAAAAACUCGCCUCAAAACGCCCGCCAAAAAUGGCGGGCCUCGACGGCGGAGGCUGGGGCGGCUACGACGACGACGACGACGAUUGGGGCCUCAGCGCGGAACAGCUGGACCAGAUUGAGCGGGACGCCAUCCGCCAGCUCGCCGAGCGGAAGGCCUCCUCCUCAGCGGCCUCCACAGCUCCCGUCACUGCCCCGGCUCUCGGGGCCGUCUCGCCGCUCCCCUCCCGCGCCACCGCGCCGGCGGCGGCCGCCUCGUCGCCGCUCGGGGGUAACCACCCCGCUGCCAGGGCCUCUUUGGAGGCCCGCUUCGUCAAGGUAGAAGCGGUUUCUCCUUCGCGGUCAUGUGACUCAAACACAUCGAGAAAUGCAGUGAAUAAUAGUCAGGGAAGUUCACCUAAGAUAUCUGUAAAUCUUUUCCUCCAUUCUAGCGGUGUGAUUGCAGCAAAGUUCCCAUACAAUCAGUUACUUGUGGAUGCAUUUCGCAAUAUCCCGAAAGCCAGCUGGAAUGCGAAAGAAAGGGUAUGGAUGUUCCCUCCCUCAUCUUUAUCAACAGCAGAGGAGGUUCUUUGUUCCCUACCAGGAUUAGCUGUGGAGCAGGUUCACAAAUUGGAUCCGCUAGUUCAGCGUGCUUUACUUGCGGCUUCAAGCACCAAAGAUCUUCGAGAUUUGUAUGACAGGAUUCCCGCUGAUGUUGAGUCGAAGCUUAUGCCAUUUCAGCGAGAAGGCAUCAGGUUUGUUUUACAGCAUGGUGGCAGAGCCCUAAUUGCGGAUGAAAUGGGUCUUGGAAAGACAUUACAGGCAAUUGCUGUUGCUUCUUGCCUUCAUGAUUUCUGGCCAGUUCUUGUGAUCUCUCCAUCUUCCUUGCGGUUACAUUGGGCAUCUACGAUUCAGAAUUGGCUCAACAUCCCCAUGGAAGAUAUAUUGGUGGUACUGCCACAAACUGGAGGAUCACAUAAGGCAGGAUUCAGACUAGUUUACUCAAACACUAAAGGAGAUAUUUGUUUGGAUGGGGUAUUCAAUGUGAUAUCUUAUGAUGUAGUUCCCAAGAUACAAAGCACACUUCUGGAUUCGGAUUUCAAGAUUGUUAUAGCUGAUGAAUCACAUUUUAUGAAGAAUGGCCAAGCGAAGAGAACGAUUGCCUCACUUCCUGUUCUGCAGAAAGCUAAAUACGCUGUUUUGCUUAGUGGAACUCCUGCUUUAUCUCGCCCAAUUGAGCUGUUUCCUCAGCUCCAGGCGUUGUAUCCUACUGUGUACAAGAAUGUUAAUGAGUAUGGCAAUAGAUAUUGCAAGGGUGGCUUUUUUGGGAUGUUUCAAGGUGCUAGCAAUCAUGAGGAGCUGCAUAAUUUGAUGAAAGCAACUAUCAUGAUCCGUAGGUUGAAGAAAGAUGUCCUUUCGCAGUUGCCUGUUAAACGUAGACAACAGGUCUUUCUAGAUUUAAGUGAGAAAGAUGUGAAACAUGUCCGUCCUAUAUUUCAAGAGUUGGAGACACUGAAGAUCAAAAUCGAGUCUGCUGACUCCAAGGAGAUGAUUGACUCUCUCAAAUUUACACAAAAGAAUCUUAUCACUAAGCUCUACACCGAUUCAGCAGUAGCCAAAACUCCAGCUGUGUUGGAUUUCCUGGGCACUAUAAUUGAGGCAGAUUGCAAGUUCUUAAUAUUUGCUCAUCACCAACCCUUGAUUGAUGCCAUUGAACAAUAUCUCGUGAAAAAGAAAGUAAAGUGUAUCAGAAUUGAUGGCCAGACACCUGUGACUACAAGGCAAACGUUAGUCGCAGAUUUCCAAAACAAGGAUGACAUCAAGGCAGCAGUGUUGUCCAUCAAAUCUGGAGGCUACGGGUUAACUUUGACAGCAGCGAGUACAGUAAUCUUUGCUGAGUUAUCAUGGACUCCUGGCGACAUUAUUCAAGCUGAAGAUCGUGCCCACCGGAUCGGCCAGGUUUCAUCAGUAAAUGUAUAUUACCUUCUCUCGCAUGGCACGAUCGAUGACCUUAUCUGGGGCGCUGUUCAAGGCAAACUUGAGAAUCUGGGGCAGAUGCUGGACGGGCAGGAGAAGACACUGGACAUCUCCCAGAUCGACAGCAGACCAAGCCCCUCCAAGCAGCAGAAGACGCUCGACGGCUUCCUGAAGCGACGCAGCAACUCCACUGAGGGCCAGCCCAGCACUAAGCACCCUCGGUUCUGACUUCUGACUUAAGAGUGACAGCGGCUGAUCAAGGUGUCGUUGUGAAGUACCAAGAUCCCAGCCAACCUCAUGGCAUUGUUUGUAGGUUUUGUCUGGACUUCGACCAGAUCGACGCUUGCUCCAGCUGGAUCGGUCCACGGUGGUAGCGUUGUUUUUUUUGGCUCAUGGUUGGUUGUAAAAUCCUUACUAAUUCAGAUUUGUAAUGGGAGAUCAUAUCCCUGACCCACCUGUCAGUUAUGCUGCACGGUCUCUGGAUUUUACGGUCCGGAUUCAAUCGUAGGAAGUCUCGAAGUUUUAACUGACAA
Panicum hallii is the source of this 2565-nucleotide messenger RNA. RefSeq names its product DNA annealing helicase and endonuclease ZRANB3. The record is from RefSeq and is a predicted model, not a curated record. Gene Ontology annotation, cellular component: nuclear replication fork. Lineage: Eukaryota; Viridiplantae; Streptophyta; Magnoliopsida; Poales; Poaceae. Gene Ontology annotation, biological process: DNA repair; replication fork processing. Gene Ontology annotation, molecular function: ATP binding; ATP-dependent chromatin remodeler activity. The coding region runs from base 110 to 2260 and encodes 716 amino acids. The transcript is spliced from 24 exons.